GGAGAAAAAAGAGGUAGAAGAGAUAGAAGGGAAGAAAGAGAAAGGAGGGUUGGAGGUAUUUGAAGGAGGUGAGAAAGAGGGAGCUAGAAGGCGAAGAGAAGACCUCAGAAGGAGACAGAACCAAGAGUGGGAAAUGUGGAGGGGAAACAGCCCAGGGGGUAACCCUGGCGCAGCCACAGAGGGAACCGGUGGAGAACUGGGGGGACAGGGGAACUGGGGUCUAGAAGAUGCCCCAGACCUCCUGGCCAGGGCCUCCCUGCCCAUCAUGCCUACAUGGCCAUCGCCCCUGGCCUCCUCAGCCCUAACCCUGCUCCUUGGAGCCCUCACUUCCCUUUUCCUCUGGUACUGUUACCGUCUGGGCUCCCAAGACAUGCAGGCCCUGGGGGCUGGGAGUCGGGCUGGGGGUGUCAGCGGAGGGCCUAGGGGAUGCUCUGUAACUGGCAGGCCAAGCCCAGGGAGCUCUGGGGAGCCUGGGGAAGGACCCAGGACAGAAGGCCUAGUGAGCCGUCGCCUGCGGGCCUACGCCAGGCGCUACUCCUGGGCGGGCAUGGGUAGGGUGAGGAGGGCAGCUCAAGGUGGCCCAGGCCCUGGGGGAGGGCCAGGGGUCCUGGGCAUUCAGCGCCCAGGCCUGCUUUUCCUGCCAGAUCUGCCUUCAGUCCCCUUUGUGCCACGGGAUGCCCAGCGGCAUGAUGUGGAGCUCCUGGAGAGCAGCUUCCCUGCCAUUUUGCGGGACUUUGGGGCUGUGAGCUGGGACUUCUCAGGGACAACUCCUCUGCCUCGGGGCUGGUCCCCACCCCUGGCCCCUGGGUGCUACCAGCUCCUGCUGUACCAAGCAGGCCGGUGCCAACCCAGCAACUGCCGCCGGUGCCCGGGGGCCUAUCGGGCACUGAGGGGGCUGCGGAGUUUUAUGAGUGCCAACACCUUCGGCAAUGCUGGCUUUUCUGUCCUCCUGCCUGGGGCCCGGCUUGAGGGUCGCUGUGGGCCCACCAAUGCCCGGGUCAGAUGCCAUCUGGGCCUGAAGAUUCCUCCUGGCUGUGAGCUGGUGGUUGGGGGCGAGCCCCAGUGCUGGGCUGAGGGACACUGUCUAUUGGUGGACGACUCGUUCCUGCACACAGUGGCUCAUAAUGGCUCCCCGGAAGAUGGGCCUCGAGUGGUCUUCAUCGUGGACCUUUGGCACCCCAACGUGGCUGGGGCUGAGCGCCAGGCCCUUGACUUUGUCUUCACACCAGACCCUUGAAGGAACGGGCUCCCUUCAGACAUCUGGGCUGGAGAGAUGCUACACUCAGGGAUGGCUUGAGUGGUAGCCAGGACCUCCUCUCCACUGCGGGGAGGGGGGUGGGGGGUGAGGUUGGGAACGGACCAGCCAACACUGAAAUACAGAUUUUAAAUCCUCUCCUAACUCCUGACUACCUUUUCCUAGCUACCAGCACAGCUCAAGGCUUUGGGCAGGAGUUCCUGUCCUCUCCCAUCCAACUAGCCAAGUACCUCCUUAACACAAGCCAUCUCCCCAGUCCUCUCCCCUGGAGCCAGCACCAGACCCUCAACU
Hyaena hyaena (striped hyena) is the source of this 1546-nucleotide messenger RNA. RefSeq names its product aspartate beta-hydroxylase domain containing 1 (gene ASPHD1). The coding region runs from base 134 to 1237 and encodes 367 amino acids. NCBI's taxonomy places the organism in Eukaryota, Metazoa, Chordata, Mammalia, Carnivora, Hyaenidae. The record is from RefSeq and is a predicted model, not a curated record. The transcript has 3 exons.